This is a messenger RNA of Menidia menidia (Atlantic silverside), 2340 nucleotides long. The record is from the annotation of a GenBank genome assembly. NCBI's taxonomy places the organism in Eukaryota, Metazoa, Chordata, Actinopteri, Atheriniformes, Atherinopsidae.
AUGUAUCCACAAGGCCGACAUCCGGCUCCUCAUCAGCCCGGCCAGCCUGGCUUUAAAUUCACCGUAGCAGAGUCUUGCGACAGAAUUAAAGACGAGUUUCAGUUCCUGCAGGCCCAGUAUCACAGUCUUAAGGUGGAAUAUGACAAACUGGCCAAUGAGAAGACAGAAAUGCAGCGCCACUAUGUCAUGUAUUAUGAGAUGUCCUACGGGUUGAACAUUGAGAUGCACAAACAGACGGAGAUUGCCAAACGGCUCAAUGCAAUUUUAGCUCAAAUCAUGCCUUUCCUGUCACAAGAGCACCAACAGCAGGUUGCUCAGGCAGUGGAGAGGGCUAAGCAGGUGACUAUGACUGAGCUGAAUGCCAUCAUCGGGGUACGUGGACUUCCCAAUCUGCCUCUCACCCAACAGCAGCUUCAGGCACAGCAUCUCUCCCAUGCUGCUCACGGGCCCCCCGUCCAGCUGCCGCCCCACCCCUCGGGUCUGCAGCCACCUGGCAUCCCCCCAGUGACAGGCUCUGGAUCAGGCCUGCUGGCGCUUGGGGCUUUGGGCAGCCAAGCUCACCUCCCGAAUAACUCUAUAUCCCCUUCUGAAAGUUUGCGCACCAGCAGUGAGAAGCAUCGCAGCUCCUCUGAUUACAGUCUCGACCCUAAGAAACGCAAAGUUGAGGAGAAGGACAGCAUGAGCAGAUAUGACAGCGAUGGAGAGAAAAGCGAUGACUUGGUGGUAGAUGUAUCUAAUGAGGAUCCCGCCACUCCUCGGGCGAGCCCAGCCCACUCGCCACCUGAAAAUGGCAUCGAUAAACCACGCCCUCCUAAGAAGGACACGCCCAAUAGCCCUGCUUCUGUGGCAUCCUCCGGAAGCACCCCAUCCUCCAAGGCCAAGGAACUCAGUCAUAAUGACAAAUCCUCCACGCCUGGUCUCAAAUCCAACACUCCCACCCCCCGUAACGAUGCCCCUACCCCUGGCACCAGCUCCACUCCUGGGCUCAGACCCAUUCUGGGCAAACCACCAGGAAUGGAAGCUCUUGCAGCUCCGGCUUUGCGCACCCCUCUGUCCAUUGCGGGCUCCUAUCCAACCCCUUUUGCCAUGAUGGGCCACCAUGAAAUGAAUGGAGGCCUGACGAGUCCUGGGGUGUAUGCUGGACUGCACAUUUCCCCUCAGAUGAGUGCUGCAGCAGCUGCCGCCUACGGACGCUCCCCCAUGGGGUUUGAUCCUCACACGCACAUGAGGGCCCCAGGCCUUCCCGCCAGCCUCACAUCCAUUUCUGGAGGCAAACCGUACGUGUUUCGCAAAAGGCACUGCCCUCGUACAUUUUCAAAAUCAGCAGUGUUAACAAGUGCUUGUCCAUUUUCCCGCAGAGCGUACUCCUUCCACGUCAGCGCAGAUGGCCAGAUGCAGCCGGUGCCCUUCCCGCCCGAUGCCCUUAUUGGCCCUGGCAUCCCCCGCCACGCUCGUCAGAUCAACACACUGAGCCACGGCGAGGUGGUGUGUGCUGUUACCAUUAGCAACCCUACACGUCAUGUCUAUACUGGAGGCAAAGGCUGUGUCAAAAUAUGGGAUAUCAGCCAACCUGGCAGCAAGAGCCCCGUCUCCCAACUGGACUGUUUGAAUAGGGAUAACUACAUCCGCUCCUGUAAACUGCUGCCUGAUGGUCGCACAUUGAUUGUUGGAGGCGAGGCCAGCACAUUGACCAUCUGGGAUCUGGCCUCUCAGACGCCCCGCAUCAAGGCUGAGCUCACUUCAUCAGCCCCAGCGUGCUACGCUUUGGCCAUCAGCCCUGACGCCAAAGUCUGCUUCUCCUGCUGCAGUGAUGGAAACAUUGCCGUUUGGGACCUGCACAACCAGACUCUUGUUAGGCAAUUUCAGGGUCAUACGGAUGGCGCUAGCUGUAUUGACAUUUCCCAUGAUGGCACUAAGCUGUGGACAGGCGGUCUCGAUAACACUGUUCGCUCCUGGGACCUGAGGGAGGGGCGCCAGCUGCAGCAGCAUGACUUCACUUCACAGAUCUUCUCCUUAGGCUAUUGUCCUACUGGAGAGUGGCUCGCAGUGGGUAUGGAGAGCAGCAACGUGGAAGUGCUCCAUCAUUCAAAGCCUGACAAGUACCAGCUCCACCUGCAUGAGAGUUGUGUCCUCUCCCUGAAGUUUGCCUACUGCGGAAAAUGGUUUGUAAGCACUGGGAAGGACAACCUGUUGAACGCUUGGAGGACUCCUUACGGCGCCAGCAUUUUCCAGUCCAAGGAAUCCUCAUCUGUCCUGAGCUGUGACAUCUCGACGGACGACAAGUACAUCGUGACAGGCUCUGGCGACAAGAAGGCCACUGUAUAUGAAGUGAUCUAUUAG